AUGUCAGCAGCUGAUCCUGUGUCAUGUGUGUUCGCGGCAACAUCAAGGGACCACCCCGUGCACCUGUGGGAUGCCAUGACCGGCCAGCUGCGCUGCACGUACCGAGCAUACGACCACAUGGACGAGAUUGCUGCUGCGCUCUCUCUCACCUUCUCUGCUCACGGACACAAGCUCAUCUUGGGCUUCCCGCGCUGUCUGAGAGUGUUUGACACGAGCAUACCGGGGCGUGACUGCCAGCAGCACAGCACGGGCGCCAAGGGGCGCGGCCAGACAGGUCUGCUCUCCUGCCUGGCCACCAACCCGUACGUGGCGGGCCUUGUGGCUGUGGGGUCAUACGAUGGCACUGUGGGGCUGUACGGCGACCUGGGCAGGGAGGCCAUGGCAGUCAUGCACGGGCACGCAGGGGGAGUCACACAGGUGCUCUUCUCUCAGGAUGGCAACUUCCUCUACUCGGGUGCACGCAAGGAUCCAGCCAUCCACUGCUGGGACGUGCGCAACACAUCAGGCGUUGUGUACAGCAUGCAGCGGUGUGUGACAUCCACCAAUCAGCGCAUUGCAUUCGACAUCGACCCAUCCAACCGCCACCUUGCCACUGGGGGAGAGGAUGGUCAAGUGUGGGCGUUUGACCUCGCCACAGGCUCCAAGAUCGCAGCAUUCCAAGCCGCUCAAGAUACCGUCAACGGGUUUGCCUUCCACCCGUGCCUGCCGCUAGCUGCCACGUCAUCAGGCCAGCGCAGGUUCCACCUGCCGUCCCUCACACCUGCCAGCCCACCUGAAGCUGGCACCUGCUCACCUGAAGCACCUGCUGUUUCACCUGAUGAGGGACGCGUUUCUCUUGAGUCUAUAGCGGCAGGUGUUCACAACGCAUCGGAUCGGCUCCACAAGUUCAAUAACUGCGCCGCUCUGUGGCAAUUCCAUUGCACGUGGGGGUGA
Molecule: messenger RNA, 933 nt
Organism: Closterium sp. Yama58-4
Lineage: Eukaryota; Viridiplantae; Streptophyta; Zygnematophyceae; Desmidiales; Closteriaceae
Source: the annotation of a GenBank genome assembly